Messenger RNA from Phyllostomus discolor (pale spear-nosed bat), 1707 nucleotides. Its product is annotated as butyrophilin subfamily 3 member A3-like. NCBI's taxonomy places the organism in Eukaryota, Metazoa, Chordata, Mammalia, Chiroptera, Phyllostomidae. Gene Ontology annotation, biological process: regulation of cytokine production; T cell receptor signaling pathway. Gene Ontology annotation, molecular function: signaling receptor binding. Gene Ontology annotation, cellular component: external side of plasma membrane. The transcript has 7 exons. The coding region runs from base 1 to 1647 and encodes 548 amino acids. The record is from RefSeq and is a predicted model, not a curated record.
AUGGUGAGGCACCUGGUCCCCCGCCUGCCGGCCCUCCCUGUCUGCCUCGCCGUGGUCCAGCUGCUCAGCCCCUGCUCAGCUCAGUUUGCUGUGGUUGGACCCCCCGAGCCCAUCGUGGCCAUCGAAGGUGAAGACGCUGAGCUGCCCUGUCACCUGUCCCCGGAGAUGAGCGCUGAGACCAUGGAGCUGAUCUGGGAGCGAGCCAGCCCCAGGCAGGUCGUGCACACGUACGCACACGGGCAGGAGGACACGCCGGCAGCAGAGUAUCGAGGGAGAACUUGGAUUUCAAGAGAGGACAUCACUGUGGGGAAGGCUGCUCUCUGGAUUCGGGACAUCAGAGCCUCUGACAGAGGAACCUACCGGUGUUAUUUCCAAGAUGGAGACUUAAGUGAAAAAGCCAAGGUGGAGCUGAAGGUUGCAGGCCCCUUCUUCCGGAGCGCGCAGCCCUGGGUGGUGGCCUUCGCGGUGACCCUGCUGGUUCUGCUGGUGACCCUGGCGGGGGCAGGGAGUUUCCUUUGGAGACAGCAGAGGAAGACCGAGGUUCUGAGGCAGGAGAAGAUGAGGGAGCAAAGAAACACCGAAAGGCUGCAGGACGAACUCAGUAAGUCCCGAUCCCCAGCCCCGCGCAUCCUGGGGACCCUGGUGACACACGUCACCGACUCCUCCUGUUGUACCCUGCAGGGUGGAGAAGAUUCCAGUACGGACCACGUGAGUGCCCCGGACCCCCAUCUCAGCCUCUCUGCUCUGAUAUUUCAGCCCCUUCCGUCCCCCCUAACCGCCCAGGGGAAGGAUGAGGACGCUGGUGGGGUGACCAGGCAGGGGUUUGUCUCAGUGGGGAAGGGGCUGCGGGUGUUUCUCCACCAGGGGACGCUCGAUGCGGGUGAGCAGUCUCUGGCCUAUGCAGAGUGGAAGACGGCCCUCUUCCAGCCUGCGGAUGUGUUUCUGGACCCAGACACGGCGUAUCCUGACCUCCAUGUUUCUGAGGACAAGAGGAGCCUGCAGCCAUCAUUCACACGGCAGAACCUGUCAGAAAACCCUGAGAGAUUUUGUGGGAAUCACUGUGUGCUGGGCUGUGAGACAUUUAUAUCUGGGAGACACUUCUGGGAGGUGGAGGUGGGGGGCAGGGCACAGUGGUAUGUUGGGGUGUGCAGGGAGAACGUGGAGAGAAAACACCGGGUUAACAUUAACCCAGAGAAUGGAUUCUGGGUCAUGGGGCGGUAUCCUGGGAGUGACUACCGAGCUCUCACAUAUCCCCGGACCACACUGACCAACGUGAGCCCCCCUGAGAGGGUGGGGGUUUUCCUGGACUGGGAGCUGGGGGAGGUCUCGUUCUACAAUGCCCUCGACGGGUCUCACAUCUUCACCUUCCCGCACACCCGCUUCUCUGGGCCUCUGAGGCCUGUUUUUGAUACUUGGACCUUGGAUCCCACUCCCUUGACCAUUUGCCCAGCGCAGAAAGCAAUGGGGGGGUCCCUUGUGCCUGACCCAGGGCCUGACCCUUCCCUGGAGACCCCAGUGUCCCCGGGCUCAGCUGGUGGGAAUGGGGACCCUCAGGCUGAAGAAACGUCUCUGCUUCUCGCUGCCCCGCCUGGGGCUGAGGGCCUCCUGGACAGCAAACCUCUCAGCAGGAAGGGACUGAGGACGUAGAGAAGGGACCAGCAGCCACUUUCUGAACCAGCCUGUGACUCGUGGGCACAGAGCAGACCC